AUGCCACACUUAUCUGGUGUCAGUAAACGGCCAUCGCUGGUCAAUUUUCCUAUUCCGUUCGACCAUCCUUACACCGUACCGACAUUACUGUUGACCGUGUCCGUGUCCGCCUGUCUGUACUAUUAUCUGCAAGCAUCCCACGCAUCCGAUCUUAUUGAAGCUGUUCGACUUCGAGAUGUAUCCAAACGACGCCACUUGAAGCGCCACCAAGACAGAUAUGCAAGCCUCAAGGUGGAGCGACAAUACGUGAACCCGUUUACAGAAUGGAAACAGGUCACAUGGUGGGAAACAGCACUGCACUGGUUGCGACGUUGCAAAAAUAAAAAUGACUUGUCCGCAUGCGGGAGUGAGGAACAUGACCUCCCGUCGGUGCAAAAGCCAGCCUUUGAGAAUUCAUCUGGUCGUAGGCAAUCGACGUGCUUAAUCACCAUCGAAGGAUUGACCAUCCUGACGGACCCUGUCUUUGGCGACCGUACCGUCGAUCGGUUUUAUGGGUAUCCUCGAUUACGACCGUUGCCAUGCUCGCUGGAAGAAAUUCGAUCCAAGCUCGAUGUCAUUUUAAUUUCGCACGAUCAUUUUGACCAUUUAGAUGAACAGGUUGUUAAGCAAUUGGGCGAUACCGUGACAUGGUAUAUUCCGUUAGGCCUCGCAGGCUGGUUCCGCAAACGAGGCGUAGAGAAUGUGGUUGAGUUGGAUUGGUGGCAAGAAAUUCAUCACAAGGAACGACCUGAGAUUGCAUUUGCUUGCGUGCCGGCAAUGCAUGAAAGUGGGCUGCGUACCUUUUUCGACCGAAAUCGUGCUCUGUGUGGUGAUACAGGAUUUGUGCCUGAACUUUUCCAGGCCAUUGGCAAGGCGUAUGCACCAUUUAUCCUUGCGGCAAUACCCAUUGGCAAUUCAACGUCAGACGAGGCGAUAAAGCAUAUGCAUAUGACGCCAGCCGAAGCAGUACAAGCCCAUCAUCUCCUGGGGCGACCUCAUCUGUCUAUAGGUAUUCAUUGGGGCACUUUUUUGACAUGCACUAGAAACGAGCAUAGAAACACUGCAAGAGAAUUAGCCACCGCCGCCCAGAAUGAUGAGCACAGUCGUUUUAUCACCACUGAUCUCGGAGAAACGGUUACUUUGGAUUAA
Radiomyces spectabilis is the source of this 1128-nucleotide messenger RNA. Its product is annotated as beta-lactamase superfamily domain-containing protein. Bases 1 to 1128 code for a protein of 375 amino acids. Gene Ontology annotation, cellular component: membrane-bounded organelle; cytoplasm. The transcript has 8 exons. NCBI's taxonomy places the organism in Eukaryota, Fungi, Mucoromycota, Mucoromycetes, Mucorales, Radiomycetaceae. Gene Ontology annotation, molecular function: N-acylphosphatidylethanolamine-specific phospholipase D activity. The record is from RefSeq and is a predicted model, not a curated record. Gene Ontology annotation, biological process: N-acylphosphatidylethanolamine metabolic process; N-acylethanolamine metabolic process.